This is a messenger RNA of Balearica regulorum gibbericeps (East African grey crowned-crane), 595 nucleotides long. The record is from RefSeq and is a predicted model, not a curated record. Lineage: Eukaryota; Metazoa; Chordata; Aves; Gruiformes; Gruidae.
CCCAUCAAGGCUCCUGAGUCUGUAUCCACUAUAAUUACAGCAGAAUCAAUUUUUUAUAAGGGUGUGUACUAUCAAAUUGGAGAUGUUGUUUCAGUGGUCGAUGAGCAGGAUGGAAAAACAUACUACGCUCAGAUCCGUGGGUUUAUUCAGGACCAAUACUGUGAAAAGAGUGCUGCACUAACCUGGCUCAUUCCUACACAAGCCAGUCCCAAAGAUUGUUUUGACCCGGCAUCUUAUAUCAUAGGACCAGAAGAGGAUCUCCCAAGGAAAAUGGAAUAUUUAGAAUUUGUUUGUCAUGCACCUUCAGAAUAUUUCAAAUCUCGAUCAUCUCCCUUCCCUACUGUUCCUACGAGACCAGAGAAGGGCUAUAUAUGGACUCAUGUGGGACCUACUCCUGCAAUCUCUAUUAAAGAAACUGUUACCAAUAAUUUAUAGUUUUUUAAAGGAAUACUUCGAACAAGUUAUUUUGGGGGUAUUCUCAGGUCUGUGAACCCUAUACAAGAAACUUAAAAAAAAUUAUAAAAUGUUCAUUUUACUUUAUGGAUUAUGGUACUUAUUUAUUUUAAAUUAUAUCAAAUCUUUUAAAGUGGAAGUU